CUGUCUACGACAUACUCAUUUUUUUAAGAAGUGUUGCCCGAUCGGAAACACAUCGCAUAUAUUAAACCGAAUUUCCUGUCUGAAAGUCUCGGAUCAUUUAAAACGAAUAAUCACGAGAUGCGACUUUAUUACGAAAUAAAACUCGGCAGCAUUUUUAACGAAGCUGAUUUGAAAUAUUUCGUCUAAAACUUUGGGAGAUCAUAAGCUGUCAGCACAAGAGACAGAAUUGUUUAAAAAAUGCCCAACAAGUUUCAAAAAGACUGCUUGGAUGCGCACAAUGAGUACCGUCGUGAUCAUGGUGCUCCCCCCCUGAAAUGGUCGUCAAAACUUGCCAAUGAUGCCGACAAAUGGGCCAAAGAUUUAGCACGGAGGGGAGUCAUGCAACAUUUCAGCUCUCGUGAUCAAGGCGAGAAUAUUGCAUAUAAGUCAGGAGGAGAUCUUACAGGUCAACGUGCCGCCGAAAUGUGGUACGAAGAAAUCAAGGAUUAUCGUUUUAAUAAUCCUUCUUUCUCGUCAAAAACUGGUCAUUUUACCCAACUAAUCUGGAUUGGCUCACAUGAAUUUGGCGUGGCGAUGGCAACGGCUCGUAGCGGAGCCCAUUUUGUUGUUGCAAGAUAUUUUCCUGCUGGUAAUGUUAUUGGACACUUUCCUGAAAAUGUCAAGCGUAAAGGAUCAAAAUUGACCAACGCUGAUAGAAAUGCAGCAUCAGCUAGCAAGCCGGGAAAUUUCAAGAAAGACAUACUGGAAAGUCACAACCAAUAUCGACGUCAACAUGGUGCUCAACCACUACAAUGGUCGUCAAAAUUAGCAUCGGGAGCAGAACAGUGGGCCAAACAACUUGCAAAACAAAACAAAAUACAGCAUGGAACGGGAGAUUUUGGAGAAAACAUCGCAUAUAUGUCAGGUGCUGAAUUAACCGGGAAGAAAACUACGGAUAUGUGGUACGAAGAGGAAAGUCGAUAUAAUUACAGAAAUGCCAGAUUCAGCUCGAAUACCGGACAUUUUACCCAGGUAGUGUGGGCAGAAAGCACGCACAUAGGAGCAGGAAAAGCUGUGUCAAGCUCUGGUGCACAGUUUGUUGUUGCCAGGUAUUCACCGGCGGGUAAUGUUCAAGGAAAGUUUGCAGAAAAUGUUAAAACUAAAGGUAGUGCGAUUAGUGGCGGAAAUCAAGGUUGCUCAUGUGUUAUUCUAUGAAAAAAUCUCCAUCAUUGGGUCAUUGGUUACAUGUUCACGUUUUAAUAAUUAAAUUCUGUUUUUGAUCACCUAAUGAUUUGGGUUGUUAGUAAAUAAUUAUUUUCUUACGCACUAUAAACACAUUGAAGAGGUUGAAAUCUUGAUGAUAAUUGCUAGCAAAUACAGUUAGACAAGUUACAGUAUCACCAGUGACGUAGCGCCAGCCCGCAAAUUUGGCCGUGCUAUGUAAAUGUCAGAUCAUUAUCAUUAUUCAUUUCUAUAGAAAUCUAUUGUUUUUACAAUGAUUGAAUACAGAAAAAUUUACAUAGCAGGACGAAAUUUGCGGGCUGGCCAUGUCACUGACUAUCACCGUACACGAGAAAAUUUGUGGCAACGUUAAAUAUUUCAAGCAAUUCCUUAGAUAGAGUAAACACUUCUAUUUAGACAUACAGCAAUUGAAGUAUUUACAAUGAUAACUUUUUAUCUUGUAUUCUUGCACAUAAGUGUGUCUAUAUUCACUAGAAAAAUGGUAACUUAACACAACGAGUAACUCGUUUUGAAUAGUGCAUAUGUGUAAAAAUUAAAUUAUGACUUCGGACGCUAUA
Molecule: messenger RNA, 1778 nt
Organism: Xenia sp. Carnegie-2017
Lineage: Eukaryota; Metazoa; Cnidaria; Anthozoa; Malacalcyonacea; Xeniidae
Product: cell wall protein PRY3-like
Exons: 6
Coding region: 238-1194 (318 amino acids)
Cellular component (GO): extracellular region
Source: RefSeq, a predicted model, not a curated record